This is a messenger RNA of Exophiala viscosa, 1020 nucleotides long. RefSeq lists its product as uncharacterized. NCBI's taxonomy places the organism in Eukaryota, Fungi, Ascomycota, Eurotiomycetes, Chaetothyriales, Herpotrichiellaceae. The coding region runs from base 1 to 1020 and encodes 339 amino acids. The transcript is spliced from 5 exons. The record is from RefSeq and is a predicted model, not a curated record.
AUGGUCGAGAGUCGAAGGGACGGCGGUCGAAACCCUACGACCUACGAUACCAUCCCCUUUAGCCGGGAUAGCUUUUUCGUCGAGCGCCCUAUCCUAGAUCUUAUUCUGCAGCGAACCUCCGAACUAGGGACGCGUAUCGGAGUUGUCGGGCUGGGAGGACUGGCGAUCGAAUAUGCCUAUCGUAUCCGAGACACAUAUCUAAAGCCAUGGGUUUUCUGGGUACACGCGAGCAGUGCAGUAAGAUUUGAAGAGAGUUAUCGACAAAUUGCCGCAUAUCUGCAACUGCCUGGGUGGAGCGAGCCCAAAAUGGACGUUCUGAGGUUGGUGCACGCGUUCCUAUCGGACGAGACCCACGGCCAGUGGAGGAUGGUUGUGGACAAUGCAGACACCGCCGAAGUCAUGUUUGAGUCAUCGCAUGACGGGAUGGACACCAAUAUAACAACACCGCCGACAGAACUCUCACUGUCCGAAUACCUUCCGCGGUCUGCUAAAGGGUCAAUCCUGAUUACAUCUCGCAGCCGAGAUGUUCUGGAGGGGAUGGAUUUGGUACGAAAGUUGGACUACAUGCCAUUGGCGAUCACGCAGGCGGCUGCAUACAUCAACCAACGAGCACCACGAAUCGACUUGUCUUGGUACAUUGAGAUGUUACAGAAGGAUAACAGCGAACGGAGCAGACUUCUACAGAAACAUAUUUCAGAUCCUCGACGAGAUAGGAAGGCGUCUAAUUCGAUCAUCAUAACGUGUAUGUUCGACCGCGAGGCCAUUCCUGAUUACCUCCUUCGGGGGCAAUAUACUAGUGCUCAUGACAGUGAAAUCGGCUUUGAGGAUGAUCUUGCGACUUUGAGAGCGUACAAUCUAAUCGGUAUCGACAUGAAAAAUCAUUUAUUCAAUAUGCACUCGCUCGUACAGCUCUCUACGAGAACAUGGCUUGAGAUACAUAAAGGAGGCCUUGAAAGGUGGCAAGAGCGAUAUAUUGAGGUCAUGGGUGCGGCUUUUCCCGAGGCGAAUUACGAUAACUAG